This is a messenger RNA of Pseudogymnoascus destructans, 1455 nucleotides long. RefSeq lists its product as uncharacterized. Gene Ontology annotation, cellular component: glycosylphosphatidylinositol-N-acetylglucosaminyltransferase (GPI-GnT) complex; membrane. Gene Ontology annotation, biological process: GPI anchor biosynthetic process. Bases 1 to 1455 code for a protein of 484 amino acids. The record is from RefSeq and is a predicted model, not a curated record. The transcript has 2 exons. Lineage: Eukaryota; Fungi; Ascomycota; Leotiomycetes; Thelebolales; Thelebolaceae.
AUGAUGCCUCACGAACCAUCCCCCAUCUCCCCAACUACGCCCACCAAAUUCCCUCCUCCAACGCGCAGCGCUACCAUUCCCAUACCCCCACGCACAUGGUCCGCUCCCACCGACAGAACGCUUCUCGCGCCUGAAGAUGCGAUAUAUCUCGGGGCACCACCGCAUAGGAGGGGGGCAGCGGACAAGGCGAAUCCGCGCAUGUGCAACGUCGACACGAUAGGAGAAGACAGUUUGAGGGGUCACCGGCGGGGGAUGAAUAAGGAGAGGAUGAGCAGCAGCAGGAGGCGGAAGGUUAUUUGGAAGAAGCUGCUCUGGGUGAAGCAAUCCUAUCCCGAUAAUUACACCGACCAAGAAACAUUCCUCGAGCACCUUCAGCGAAACCCACGGCUUCAACCAUACGACUUCUGGCCACUUGUCGCAGACUCGACCGUCAUCGUCCAGCAGGUCUGUUCCGUGAUAAUCUUCAUUGUCUGCUUUGUGGGGAUAUUCCAAGAGAGAGUUUCCCCUGUUACCGUCGUCGGGACAGGCACACUCAGCACAGUUCUCGGCUGGGUAGCGUGGGACAGAUGGGUUGGGCAAGAACAGCAAUCUUUCUCUCGCCCCGACAAUCCACCGGGUCCUGUUGAUGGGCCGCCCAUGGUGAGCUCAGUUUCGGGCGCUGUCAAGAGCGAUACCAAACCACAAGCGGCUGGACCUAACCUUGCAGCGCUGCCACACAGCCCACGACAUUCGCACAGUGCCAGUGCCUCAUCCCUCCACUCUCAGACCUCUAUCCCAUCCCCUAUAGUUGGCCAACCCAACGGCUCAUCUACUUUUGCGACUUACAGCGCUGUUGCCCCCUAUGGCUCAAGGUCAUCCUUCUCCCCGCGAAAUCAACAGCGGCUUGCAACAGCGAAAUCCGCGGUCCUUAUCUACUGCGCACUCCUCGGGCUCAGCCCUAUCCUCAAAUCCCUAACAAGGUCGACGUCGAGCGAUUCGAUUUGGGCGCUCAGCACGUGGUUGAUGAUCAUUAAUGUUUUCUUUUUCGACUACGGCGGCAAUGUCGGCGUCAAGUUUCAGGCCUCCCUCUCCACAAAUGCGGCCCUCAUGGCAUCGACUGUGCUUGCCUCGCGCCUCCCAUCCACCCAGCACGUCUUCUCUCUCACGCUCUUCUCGAUCGAAGUCUUUGGGCUGUUCCCCGUCUUUCGCAGACACUUGCGCCACGUGUCUUGGCGCUGGCACGUCGUUCUUACGGCACUCCUUGUAAUGGGGGCCGGCGGGGGAGUUGGGAUGGUGGUUACUCGCGGGGGAUGGAAGGCGGCUGUUGUCGGGAUGACGCUAGGGAACCUCAUUGCAGGCCUGGCUAUGGGAGGGUGCAGUUGGUGGUUAAUUGGGCUCCAGAGGUAUAAGAAUGAGAUACAUGGACCAUGGGACCCGGCGAGGCCGAUCAUACGCCGGCACUGGGAGGACUAUUAA